ACUAAUUUAAAAGUUCAGAGAACUCCUAAGUUAGUGAGCGUGGUAAGCCGCUCGCUUAUAAUUUACUGUAUAACAUAAAUAAAUUUAUCAUAGAUGCACAGAUAAGGUACUCAAUAUAUAAUAAUAAUAUAUUUUAUAUAUAAUAUAUCUCAAAGGCAUCAUUCAAAACUUCCACUAGCGCCAUCUAGGUGUAAUUGUGACACUUGCUGAUUUUGUGAUUCGGCCAAUGGGAUCCGACUACUGCGUGAGUUGAGGGCACCACUGUCACCACUAUCCACACUGUAAUGUCACUAUGCCUUGUUAAUAUGUAAUGUACUAUCGCUUUUGGGCCGAUACAUGGCGAUCAACGGAUCAAGCACACAAUUUUCAGCUUCGAUACUUUUUUUAGUAUCGUUGUUCAGAUGGUGAAAUAUUAAUGUGAAUUAUUCUCCAAGCACACUUGAGAUAACUGCUAAUGCCUAUGUGAAGUGAUGUUUUCCUGCCGUGAUCAACUAAGCUUUGGUGACCAAUCACGUCAACUGAGCUGGUGGCAGCUUGCAGCAAUUCCUGUACAUCGAAGAAGGAGCCCUAGUCUGGACUCAGGUUAACUCAGAUGGGGUAUCCUGUUCUCCCAUCCCUCUGAUUUUACACCUGUAUGUACAACAGAGCUUGCUCGAGUAAUGAAUUUAUUACCGGAGUUCAAAAAGCGCAAUGUAAAAGUUAUUGGCUUAUCAUGUGACUCUAUAUCUUCUCAUACAGAAUGGUGCAAGGAUAUCAAAUGUUAUGGAGGUUACAAUGAAGAAUAUAAGUUUCCAUAUCCAAUUAUUGCUGACAAUGACCGUGCACUUGCAAGAAAGUUAGAGAUGAUGGAUAUGGAUGAGUUGGAUCCAGCUGGAAUACCACUAACGGCUCGUGCUGUUUUCAUUGUGGAUCCCAACAAGAAAUUUCGCCUGUCUUUUUUAUAUCCUGCUACUACUGGAAGAAACUUUGAUGAGAUAUUGCGUGUACUGGAUUCUUUGCAACUGACUGAUAAAGCCAAGGUCGCUACCCCCGUAGAUUGGAAGAUGGGAGAUGACUGUAUGGUGCUGCCGACUUUACCUGAAGACCAGGUGACCAAAGUUUUCCCACAAGGGGUCACAGUGGUACCCCUUCCCUCGGGCAAGAAUUACCUGAAGAAGACUUCCUGCCCAAAGAUAUAAAAUUUUUAUAUGAUGAUACUAUGAUAUGAUUUUGAUAUAAUAAUACUGUUAUAAAUUGUACCGCAUGUACCUUAUUUCAUUGUAUUUUUUUAAAAUAAACAAGUUAAUUUUAA
This is a messenger RNA of Galleria mellonella (greater wax moth), 1291 nucleotides long. It is a transcript of the gene Prx6a, whose product is annotated as peroxiredoxin-6-like. Gene Ontology annotation, biological process: cell redox homeostasis; cellular oxidant detoxification. Gene Ontology annotation, cellular component: mitochondrion; cytosol. The record is from RefSeq and is a predicted model, not a curated record. Gene Ontology annotation, molecular function: peroxiredoxin activity. The transcript is spliced from 5 exons. Bases 660 to 1178 code for a protein of 172 amino acids. Lineage: Eukaryota; Metazoa; Arthropoda; Insecta; Lepidoptera; Pyralidae.